AUGAAUUAAGAGUAUUGAUUUUCCUGAUCAGGGGUGUGAAGGGAAGCUAAGAGGUUUCUGAAGGAGUAUUCUGUGAAAGGGCAAGAAAUUUAGCUGAUAAAGCUCAUGCUAUAGCUGUGUUUGUUAUCAGCCCACUGUGUGAUUGGAAUGCUGGACGUAUUAAAGGUUCUGGUAAGACUGGUUUGGAAUCUAAGUACAGAAUUGCUACAUGUACUUGCUGCUGCAUAUGGGCCAUUUUGAUUUAAAAUUUGAAAUUUGAAGAGAAAUGGAUUUCAGUGCUGUUCCAUUUAUCCAGUAAACAAGUGGAUUCCCAGUGUAUAUAUUGCCAGGUAGCAUACCUGUAGUUGCCAAACAAGAUGAGUGCCAAAGCUCAAGUUGCCAUAUCAGACACAGAGACAUGGGAGAAAGACAAAAGGUUCACAGUAUACAAGGUACUAGUCAGUGUAGGAGGCAAAAAAUGGUUCAUCUUCAGAAGAUAUGCAGAAUUUAAUGCUCUUUAUGAUAAGUUGAAGAAAAUAUUCCCCAAAGCUGGCCUUAAACUCCCGGGAAAGAAAAUAUUUGGAAACAAUUUGGCUCCAGAUUUUGUCAAGCAGAGACGUGAAGGUCUGCACUCCUUUGUACAGAAGCUGGUUUCUGACCCAAAGAUUUGCCACCAUCCUGAGGUCAAACUGUUCCUGUCUCUGGACAACCCCAAAACACAAGGAAGUAAAGAAGAAGACGAGGAUAUAAAUGAAAAUGGAGAUGGAUUGACUGACAAAGAUGCCAACCCUGUGAAUUUAGGUCCAUCAGAAAGAACAGGUGUACGACCAAGCGACUUUGAAUUCCUGAAAGUUAUUGGGAAAGGAAGUUUUGGAAAGGUUUUGCUGGCAAAACACAAGACAGAAAGCACAAUAUUUGCAGUGAAGGUUUUACAAAAACAAGCAAUAAUGAAAAGGAAUGAAGUUAAACACAUCAUGGCGGAAAGGAAUGUCUUAUUGAAAAACAUAAAGCACCCAUUUUUGGUUGGACUACAUUAUUCCUUCCAGACCCCAGACAAGUUAUAUUUUGUGUUAGAUUAUGUCAAUGGUGGAGAGUUAUUCUUCCACCUACAAAAAGAAAGAUACUUUGCUGAACCGAGAGCCAAAUUCUAUGCCGCAGAGAUGGCUAGUGCCAUUGGUUACUUACACUCACUAAAUAUCAUAUACAGAGAUCUCAAGCCAGAAAAUAUCCUCCUAGAUUCUCAGGGUCACGUAGUUCUCACAGAUUUUGGGUUGUGCAAAGAAGGUAUUGAAGAAUAUGGAACAACAAGUACUUUUUGUGGAACUCCAGAGUACUUGGCUCCUGAAGUAUUACGGAAGCAGCCGUAUGACAAGACAGUGGAUUGGUGGUGCUUGGGUGCUGUGCUGUAUGAAAUGAUGUAUGGUCUGCCUCCUUUCUACAGCAGAGAUACAGCAGAAAUGUAUGACAAUAUCCUCUAUAAACCACUCAGAUUAAGGACCAAUGUUUCAUUCCAAGCAAGGCAAAUUCUAGAAGGGUUGUUGCAGAAAGACAAAUCAAUUCGCCUAGGUUGCAGACAAGACUUUCAAGAGAUCAAAUUUCACGAAUUCUUUGCCAGCAUUAACUGGGCAAAACUAGAUAGCAGGGGAAUCACUCCCCCGUAUAAUCCCAAUGUAUCCAAUGAGAUGGAUUUAAAACAUUUUGACCCAGAGUUUGUCCGUGAGCCAGUUCCAGCGUCAGUGGGGAAAUCGGCAGACAGCAGUGCUCUAAUCAGUGCCAGUGUACAGGAGACAGACGCUGUGUUUGAAGGGUUCACAUAUGUACCUCCAGCUUUUGAUGAGGACUGAGGAGGGUGGAAAGAAGACCACAGAUGCCAAACAUUUUGUUUAUCCUGUAACAUGGAGCAAAAUGUGUUGAGUUUAGGUUUAACAUUUUGGCAGUCUUACACAGCCUUGUCUAAGUUUCUGGAAUAAAAUCAGAGAAAAAACUAGUCAUAACAAUGGAAUUUUAAGAGAAGUAUUUUCUUAAUGAAAAAUAUGUGAUGUUAUACAUUGUGCAAGCAGUAUGGUAUGUGUACUCUGCACAAAGAAGCAUAUUUUAAUAGUUUUUUCUGUGAUGGUCAGAUGACACAGUCCCACUUUGUGAGAUCUUACUUAUAACAUGGUGAUCAGUAUGUUUGGUAAACAUGCUCAGCCAGGGGCAAUAGCUGCUCUGCUGGUUUUAUAAAGAGUUUUAGCUGAGAAUAGUUGAUCACAACUUUGAGUUGACAAAUUUGGGGAGUUUAAAUUCAAGAAUAAUUCACAUUAUUCCACUUGGGCAAAGUAAAUAUUGCUAUGAAGUACUAGUCAUGUAUUUCUUGUUAUUAAAUGAACAUGUUUCUUUUAAUUGUACUUCUUCUGACUCGUCUUGCAUCAAAUGUUUUUCUUAAAGUUAAGACCUAAUUUUGAGAAACAGGUCGCAAACGGAAUGAGCAUUUUUAUCUACAAGUACACUGAAAUGAAUUGUUUGAUUGAGAUCAGUAGCUUAUAACAGUAGUGCUUUAGCAGCUUUUAAUCAUUGGUUAGACAGAGAAAUGUUUCAUUUGAUCAGAGUGCCCAAAAGUUGUACUGCUCACAUUGUGAUAUAUUACCAAAGAAUGGUCAUGCAUCCUGUAGAUUGAUGAUAAAUGUGUUUAUGAUUAUUGUGAUAUGGCUGGCAUUAAGAAGGUUAGUGUUAGUGUUAACAUUAUUGUAGCCUAGCUUAUAAUAAGUAUAAAAUGAUAAUGCCCAGAUUUUAUGUGAUUUUUUGUAUCAUAUGAUGAUACUUAGCCCUGUGUUUAUUUUAAAAAAUUGAGCAUUUACGUGGACUGCAUACAAAGCAUGUAUAAGCAGUUAUAUUCAUAAAGGUGCUAAAUACAAUGUGAUUACCCCAACGUACGAUAAGAUAAUUUAAGGUGUUUUGUGUGGAAAUGUCCAGAUCUUGUUUUAAAUAAAAAAAAAAUAAUAAUAAAAAUUCACAUAUACAAUAAUGCAGUGUUUGUCAAAAUUUUUAUUAAGGGAGGAGAUUGGUUCAGAUACACACUCUGACAUGUAUAAGUAUUUUAAAUUUGAAUUUUUAUCAAGAAAUUGCUAAGUAAUCUGUUGAGUGAUAUUGUUUAUGGGAUGCUUUUACUUGAUAAGGCCAAGUUGACUGGUAAUAUAUUUAGACAAUCAUUAAUAAAUUUGCCUUAUUUUAUGAUAGAAAAAGGUAAAUGUAUAUUUUAAACAUUGUAGAGCUACUAGAACUUGAGAUAAAGUCUUGUUUGAAAUUUUAAGCACAUCUGAUAAGAUUACGCUUAUUGACACGAUUGUUUAUAAUGCUUCACCGUGUCUAAUAUUCUGACAAGGCUAUUUUCUAUUCCACAGAGAAAGAGCAGUAUAAAACAUAAAGAUGUUGUCAAGUUAAUGAAAUGAUUCCAGGUCACAAAUUUAAGGAAACUAUGCAAUAAAUUUAACUUCUAAUUUUG
Messenger RNA from Lingula anatina, 3460 nucleotides. RefSeq names its product serine/threonine-protein kinase Sgk1. Gene Ontology annotation, molecular function: ATP binding; phosphatidylinositol binding; protein serine/threonine kinase activity. Gene Ontology annotation, biological process: protein phosphorylation. Lineage: Eukaryota; Metazoa; Brachiopoda; Lingulata; Lingulida; Lingulidae. The record is from RefSeq and is a predicted model, not a curated record.